This is a messenger RNA of Striga hermonthica, 329 nucleotides long. The record is from the annotation of a GenBank genome assembly. NCBI's taxonomy places the organism in Eukaryota, Viridiplantae, Streptophyta, Magnoliopsida, Lamiales, Orobanchaceae.
GUGUUCCCUUUAUACUCAAGGCAGGAAAAGCUUUAAAUUCAAGAAAAGCAGAAAUACGGGUUCAGUUCAAGGAUGUUCCUGGUGAUAUAUUCAAAAGUAAAAAACAAGGAAGGAAUGAAUUUGUGAUCCGUUUGCAACCUUCAGAGGCUAUAUACAUGAAGCUUACUGUUAAGCAACCCGGUUUGGAAAUGUCGACUGCUCAAAGUGAACUCGAUUUGUCAUACAGGCAACGCUACCAAGGGCUAGUUAUUCCCGAGGCUUAUGAACGACUAAUUCUUGACACCAUUAAAGGGGAUCAACAGCAUUUUGUUCGCAGAGACGAGCUGAAG